Messenger RNA from Parnassius mnemosyne (clouded apollo), 3769 nucleotides. The record is from the annotation of a GenBank genome assembly. Lineage: Eukaryota; Metazoa; Arthropoda; Insecta; Lepidoptera; Papilionidae.
AGAAAUGGACAGCACAGGACAAAAGUUGGUAUUUUAAAGUUUCGUAUUUCUGUUUUGGAUUAUAAAAUAAACGUCCAAAGCUACGUGUGUUUAGCGAAGCGGUUCUCGAUUGUUUAUUUUGAUGAGUUACCGACAUGUAAACUGAAUAUCCGCAUUAAUAUUUACCUCGUUUCGGGCGCUGGAAUCGGGGUAAAAGGUGGUUCAAGAUUUAUUCGUAAAGUUAAUCAGAGAAGAACCUGUACCACAUGAGUAAAGAAAUCUACCAGAGGGGAAGCUACAUACAAACGUUGCUGCAGGUACAAACACACAUAGCGCAGCGAUGUGUGAGUGUACUCUCGCCGACAGGUUCACCGACGCUCCGUCGGGGUACAAAGUACAAACCGGCUUGCGCCGGCUCAGUCGGAGUAUGAACGAAGGGGCUGUUUGUCGUGCGCAUUGGAAUAAAUAGACAAAUAAUAUUUCGUAAUUUUAUAGAUCAAUUAAUAAUUUAUUAAGUAUUAUUACAAUUAGAGUUAAGUUUAAAAAUUGUGUAAUAGAAAAUAAAACAUAGAUUUAUAUAGGUAAAUAAUUAGUGUUCUGUAAUAGCAUAAAUGCCUAACAGGUGUGCAGUAUAAUAUAUGAAAAAUUCGAGAGAAAAUAAUACAAUUUCCAGACAGUGGUGAAGUGAAGGUUGUGUUGGUGGUUUGGUGCUGGUGGACGGUGGUGCUGAUCGUGCUGGUAAUGGUGUCAGUGGUGGCGGUGAUGCUGGUAGUAUAAUUGGUGGUGGUGGACAGUGGACCAUUACUGCCACCGCUACCACAACCAGCAUCACCACCACACCAUUACUACCACCAAUACUAUCGACACCACCACCACCGACAGUGCCCACUACACAGUCAGAUCACACAUCACAGUCAGAUCACACAUCACAGUAAUUACCACCACCACCUGGAUUUUUUGUACUCAUGAAUAGGUAAAUUAUCUGACGAAAAUGAUAUUGAUAGAAAUAUAUAAUGUGAAGCUUCUUUGAGAAUACCUAUUUACAGCGAGCGCUUAUUACCCUGAGCUACCACAGCUUAUGUCAUAAGACACUAUUCUAUGAAAAUAUGUAUAUUUUGCUUGUUUAGGAGUGGGUAGUUUCAAUUUAAGUUACAAAUAAUAGACAUGGUGUUAUAUUAACUUAAGUUACAAUGAAUACACAUGUUGUUUUAUACUAUAUAAUUUCUUUUCUUUAAAUUUUUCAUGCAUCAGGUGAUAACCCUAUCAGCAUAGGUAUACAUAGCUGUGCUCCGUCUUUACUUGACCUUAUAAUAGUUUCAUCUUUAAAUAACAUUGCGAAUUAUGGACAAAUAACAGCUUCUUUUUCGUACCAUGACCUCAUUUUCAUUUCGUACCGUGUUCGUCCACCAAAGCGUAAAUCUUGGAAGCCAUAAGAUGAGAUGCAAGUAAAAUGGAUUGGUCUUCCGUAAUGGAUUGUCAAAAUAUUGAUAAUAUGGUGAAUAACUUUACUGCUUUAAUUCUUAGAUUGUAUGAUUGCCAUGCACCUCUCAAACGUAUAAAAAUAAAACAUUGUCCUGCGCCCUGGAUUACAACAGAGAUAAAAGAGCUUAUGGCACGUAGGGAUAAAGCCAGAAGUAGAUAUAAACAUUGUCCCUUGGAAAGAAAUCUAAUCAAGUUUAAGAUUUUGCGUACCGCUGCAAUCGUCUGUGUAGAGAUGCUAAAAGGCGCUACUUUCAUGACUCACUUUCAAAUUGCGAUUCAAGAAAAGCCUGGAGUUUUCUCAAAACAGUCGGCAUUGGCAAACAUCCUGCGCUUGCGAUUGGAAAUCUUGAUAUUGAUACUCUCAAUCAACAUUUUUCUCUCCCACCUGUUUCCUUAUCUUCAUUUAUAAAGGUUAAGACCUUGUUAGAAUUAUCCAGAUGCCCUUUACAACAUUUCCCCCAGUUUGAAUUUGUAUCAGUGUCAGAAGAUGAAGUAAAGCGAUCAGUAUAUCUUCUACUGCGUCGGGAAACGAUAAAAUUUCUUCCACAAUGCUAACUAUAAUUUUACCUUGUAUUCUUACUUACAUAUUUAAUUUUUCAUUGUCUUUCUCCUGCUUUCCAUAUUCGUGGAAGUUAGCACACAUUAUUCCUGUAGCCAAGGUUGCUAACCCUACAUUACCUUCUGAAUUUCGACCUAUAUCUAUAUUACCAUUCCUCUCUAAAGUACUGGUACAUAUUGUUCACAAUCAAUUUUCUUCUUAUCUUAACUCCAACAAUAUUUUAAAUACAUUACAAUCUGGAUUCCGGCUCGGUCACAGUACAACAACUGCUCUUCUUCAGGUAACUGAUGAUAUCCGUCGAGCCAUAGAUCAAAAGCAAUCAACAGUACUCGUUUUAUUAGAUUUUAGUAGUGCCUUCAAUUCUGUUGACUUUGAUAUCCUCCUUAAAAUUCUUCAGGCUAUCAAUGUUUCAUCUUCGGCCAUUCUUUGGUUUGAUUCCUAUCUUCGGGGACGCUCGCAAUGUAUCCGCUGCAAUGACACUUAUUCCAACUGGUGUAAUCUUAUUGCAGGUGUACCCCAAGGUGGCGUCUUGUCUCCUUUACUCUUCACCGUUUUUAUUAAUUCUAUAACGAAAAUAACAUGCUCCAACUUCCAUCUUUAUGCAGACGAUUUGCAGCUUUACCGUCACUUUGAGGCAUCUGAAGCUAAAUUGGCGAUAGAUGCACUGAAUGACGAUUUGGAUAAAAUUAGUCGUUGGUCCAGAUCCCAUGGUUUAACUAUAAAUUCAAAUAAGUCACAAGCGUUAAUAGGAAGUAGCAGAUAUAAUAGUAGCAUUAUUGAUAACUGCACCCUGCCAAAUGUGAUUAUCAAUGGCACAUCAAUUGCUUAUUCGGAAUCUGCGAAGAACUUGGGCCUAAUUAUUGACAAUAGGUUAUCAUGGGGUGCUUAUAUAACGGACUUAAACAGAAAAGUUCAUUAUGCUUUUCACUCGUUAAAACGACUUCAAAAUUUUUUACCCUUCAACUAAAAUCUCUCUUGUUCAAACUCUCAUUUUGCUAAUCUUAGAUUACGCUGAUCUCUGUUUUUUGGAUGCUACAGAGGAGCAAUUAAACAAAUUUGAGUGAUUGCAAAACCUUUGCAUUCGGUAUAUUUUUGGACUCAAGAAGUUUGACCACGUCUCUAAAUACAGAAAGCAGCUCAAGUGGCUCCCGAUCCGAUUUCGCAGGAACACUCGUAUCUUUUGUCUUCUUUUUAACAUCUUACAUAGUCCGAAUUUCCCUUCAUACCUUCGUAAUCGAUUUACCUUUUUUAAAUCUCCAGAUGCAGCUUGUAGAUCUCACCUUAAGACCCUCUUAAAAUUCCCAUCCUUUAAAGCUCAUUCAUAUUCCCGUUCAUUCUCUGUACAUGCAGUAAGACUCUGGAAUUCACUUCCUCCUCCUAUUCGAGAAAUCAAAACAGUCACAUUAUUCAAAAAACGUGUAAAAGAACAUUAUUUAUCUCUGUCUUCUAUGUAAGUUUCCAUAUCUUUGAUAUUUACUAUACUUUUUAUUAUUUAUAUAUAUUUAAUUAUGACUAUAUAUACAUAUAUACAUGUGUAUUUAUAUAUAUGUAUGUAUUUAUUUUAUCUUGUAUGGAUAUAUGUAUGUAUGUGUAUAUAAUAACAAAGUGCACACCUUAUUAUCUUUUCUCUAUCACAUAUCUUUUUAACUGGUCUACUGGAAGAAAUUUCAUAAUGAUAUAAUUAGCGCCCUUCUACAAACUCUUCAUCAUGUUGUGUCCUUUCCAUUAUUUGUGUGUCCAUAAAUUGUU